GUGUAUGUUUUAUUAACUCGUAAAGUCGCUCAGCAGUAAUAUAUUAUAUAAAUAUGUCCCAUUACAGUGUUUAUAAUCGGUAGAGGAUACGCUCGCUAAUUCCGAACCCCCCUCCUUCCGUUAAACCCGUGAAUGGAUCCUUCCGGCUCUUUAUCCAGGCUGCGAGAGGAAGGCAGAGCCACAGUCGGUGCUGGUCUGUCCUGAGUACACUCCACUUGCUGGCCUCAAACUGAAAGAGGGGGAAAAAAAGCAGCUUUUAAAUCAACUAGAAGACGCUUAGACCCCCUUUUAGCAGCUCAUUUCAGUUCACUAAUCAGAGCUGCAAAAAGAAAAGAAGCUAAUUUGACUUUUAGAGAGGUAAAGAAGAGAGAUUAGAGAGGCAGAGGAGGGCGUGACAGGGAGCCAGCCGAGCAGGCAAGCUGCUACUGCAGGGGGAGGAAGAGCAGGCGAUGCAUCAGCCAAAGCCAGAGGUCAAGAAAAAACGCGACAGAAUAGUGAAAAGGUAGACUCAGAGGGAGAGAGGAGGGUCAUUUGUGAUCUGAGCCAGAAACCAGCCUCUCUUUGUUGUUGUGUAGGGACAACCGAGCAGAGAGGAGGAUGUGAAGGAGAGCAGCAGGCAGAAAGGGAGGCGACUGCAAGAAAGACAAGAACAAAAAUGCUCUCAGAGAUGAUGUGCAGGAGGAGCUGCCAGCAGCAGCAGCAACAGCAACAGCAGCAGCAGCUGGAUGGGAAGGGGGCUCCACAGAGGGACCCUUCCAGCCGCAGGAAGCACGGCUGGUCCAAGAGCUGCAGGGGGCGCAUGCAGGGGCGCAGGGCAGGAGGGGGAGGGUGGCCAAGAGGGCGCAAGCAACAGCAGCACCCUCAGCGUCAUCAUCCCCAUCAUCCCCAUCAUCCCCAUCCACCCCGACACUUUCCGAGGCCGGUGAUGUCCCUCCGGCCCGUCAACGUCAAAGGGAACCGCGCGAGGGGGAUGCGCGCCCCCAAGAACACCAACCAGUUUCUGAUGCACGAGAAGUACCAGAUGCUGCACAUGCGCUCCGACUCCGUCGGGAGCGACAGCGGCAGCUGCUCCGACAGCGACGUGGAGCUCACGGACAUGGACUCGUACCUGGGCGUCCUGGAGAACGCGAGAGGAGCCCUCUUGGACAGUCCCAACCCGCACGGCUCGACGCCGCCACCAGGACAGAUUGUGCUACUGCAGGAGGACGGUCUGCGUCUGCAGGAGGACAGUUUGCGUCUGCAGGAGGACAGCAUGCAGUAUUUCCCCUCUGAAGAUGACCUGAUUAAGAGCCAGAAUUUCAUGCAGAGGGACUUUGUUGAGUUCUGUGACAUCCUGACACCCUGAAGGGGAACUUUCAGGGGGCCAUUUUGUUCUCAGCAGUGUGAAACUCAAACCUCUGACGGAGCGGGGUCAGGUUUGUUCAUGCUCAUAGGCAAUUUAAAUAAUAAUUUAAGAUAUGUGUUAAGAAUCUGCUCGCAAAGGUGAAAGGAUUCCAGCAGAAUUGAACUUUAAGAAAAUAUUUUUUAAAUCAAGUGUCAUUUUCUUACUUGUGCAGUUAUCUGCCGUAGUUCAUCUUUUUUUGAAGAUGCUGAUAAAGAAAAGAAAAGUUACAUUAUCUCACCAUGUUGGUAUUUUUCUAGGGUUUAAGGACACAAACCUGAACUGAAUGCAAACUUAAAUGACAUUAUUAAGAGAGAUGUUUUUUUUAAACUUUUCAUAUUUGGUUGAUCAUGUGCUGUAAAGUGCUGCCUUUCUGUUGUUGUUGUUGUUGCACACAAAGAGAGGCGGGUUGGAUGGUGGGAGUGAGCCCAAACAGCCAAUCGGCAUCGUGCUGGAUGGAUUAGGCUGCAGAUGAUUGGCUGAUGCGGACCGUCAUUAACCAAAAAAAAAGGCCAUUUACUGUACAAAAUAUAAAAAGAACAAAAACAAUUACAAAUAAAAAAUCUGAUUGAUGUAACGUGG
Molecule: messenger RNA, 1963 nt
Organism: Cyclopterus lumpus (lumpfish)
Lineage: Eukaryota; Metazoa; Chordata; Actinopteri; Perciformes; Cyclopteridae
Product: coiled-coil domain-containing glutamate-rich protein 1
Exons: 1
Coding region: 656-1345 (229 amino acids)
Source: RefSeq, a predicted model, not a curated record